Messenger RNA from Orbilia oligospora ATCC 24927, 1863 nucleotides. RefSeq lists its product as uncharacterized. Gene Ontology annotation, biological process: regulation of GTPase activity; signal transduction. Gene Ontology annotation, cellular component: cytoplasm. The record is from RefSeq and is a predicted model, not a curated record. The transcript is spliced from 9 exons. Lineage: Eukaryota; Fungi; Ascomycota; Orbiliomycetes; Orbiliales; Orbiliaceae. Bases 1 to 1863 code for a protein of 620 amino acids.
AUGGCAACGCCAGUGUCCGUCGGCCAGCCAAGAGGCGGCGGCGGAUUUCCCGCUGCAACCAAUGGCUUUUCGCAUCACCAUCACCAGAAUCCCGGCGCUGGUCCGAGUUCGCAGCAACAGCAGCAUCAUCAGCAGCCGCAGGGUCAACAGCAGCCACAGCAGUCGGCGGGGAAUCUGCAAAGUGGCACUGGUGGGGGGACGACACAGACGUCGAGAGAUGUUAAUGAAAUCCUGCAAACAGAGCUUGGUCUGAAUGCACUACUCUCAAAGUUGAAGGAGUCCGCGAUAUCUGCGAGGGACUUCGCAGGCUUCCUCAAGAAGCGUGCACAAAUCGAAGAAGACCAUGCUGCUGGCCUAAAGAAACUAUGCCGCGUAACCCACGAUACCAUCCACCGCGAACCGGGCCCUCGGCGAGGUACUCUCAUGAAGGGUCUCCAGGAAUCAAAUCGAAUCCAUGAUAGCUUGGCCGACAAUGGGGUCGCAUUUGCAGCAGCACUUAAUACCAUGUCCGAGGAACUUACUGAACUAUCGAAUAAUAUCGAGGCCGGACGGAAGCAAUGGAAGAAUGUUGUUGCGGGUUCGGAGAAGAAGGGUCCUAAUUCUUACCAUGAGAUGGAGAAGGCGAGGGGUAAAGUCGAUUCUGCAGCGAAGGAGUAUGAGAACGCUAGGAAUGGUAGUCGAUCUAAGGGCUUUCUUCAUAAUAAUCGUCAUCCAGAAGAAGAUUCAAGGAAGAAGCUGGAGAUGGCGGAUAUGGAGUAUGUGAGACAAGUGGAAUUAACGAAUAAGAUACACUCGGAUUUAUUCCAUGCGGAGAGACCUCAGAGUGUCAAGGCAUUGAGAGAUUUGAUACUGGAAUGCGAUGCCGGGCUGAGUUUGCAAUUGCAAAAGUUUGUUGCUCUGAACGAGUCAUUUGCACUUAACAAUGGACGCGCAGUGAGCGGUAACGGAGGUGAAAGUGACCUUCGAAAGGCACUGCUGGCUGUCGAUGAUGAAGCGGAUAUGAACGGGUUUAUCAUGGAAUUUGCUUCAAAGUCGCCACCACAACAGGUUGGAAUGAUGAAGUUCGAAGUUCAGAAGCAUCCCAUAUUCCCCCUCCCGCCAAUGCAGCAACAACAGCCUGAGCCGCAGCCUCAGCCGGUCAUUAGUCCGCAGCAGCAUUAUGCUGGGGGAGGCCCGCCUGGAGUUACAAUGUCUAAUGACGCACCUAGACCCCCACCUAAUGCCGGAAAACCGUCCUCCAGCGUAAUCCCUGAACGAAAACCAAUUAAACCAGUAUUUGGGGUUCCAUUGGAAGUCCUCUUACAGCGUGAUGGGAACGCCGUUCCGAUUGUCGUGAUCCAGUGCAUGACUGCUGUAGAACUCUAUGGCUUGAACAUCGAAGGCAUCUACCGACAAGCCGGAGCUACCACCUCUAUUCAAAAGAUCAAGGCACUGUUUGACAACGACCCUAGUAGGGUGGAUUUUCGCAAUCUGGACCAAUUCUUCCACGACGUCAACAGUGUGGCAUCCACUCUAAAGCAAUUUUUCAGAGACCUACCUGAUCCUCUCUUAACAUACGGCCUCUACGACGAAUUUAUUGAAGCAGCUAAAAUCGAUGAUGACAAUGUCCGCCGCGACUCCCUCCAUGCCCUAAUCAACCGGCUCCCAGAUGCUCACUACGCCACAGUUCGGGCCCUUGUUCUCCAUCUCAGCCGCGUGAUGCAAUACUCUACCCAGAACAAGAUGAACUCAUGGAAUCUGUCCAUCUGCUUCGGCCCGACUUUGAUGAGUGCACGAACAGAGGAUUUGAAGAACACGAACUGGCAGCAUAGAGCAUUGGAUACGAUAUUGAGGAAUGCAUUGGAUAUUUUCGACGAGGAUUAA